AUGGCGCUAGAUUUUCGCACUAAAAUUUGACAGUUUUUGGGUUUCGGUUGUUUCGUUUAAAUAAUUUCUUAAAUUUUUAUGUUUAAAAAAAGAAAUUAUUCUAAAAACAUUACUUUAACAUACCAUCGAAUAGAACAUUACCAACAAUGACGAGAGCUAAUAUAGAGUUGGGAAAUGUUACUCCACACAACAUUAAACAGCUUAAAAAACUAAACAGUGUAGUUUUUCCCGUCUCGUAUAACGACAAAUUCUAUAAAGAUGUUUUGGAAGCGGGAGAGUUAGCCAAACUAGCCUAUUACAAUGAUAUAGUUGUUGGAGCAGUUUGUUGUCGAAUAGAUACUUCGGAGAAGUCUAGACGGCUAUAUAUUAUGACCCUUGGAUGUUUAUACCCUUAUCGUAGACUGGGUAUAGGGACUUUAAUGGUACAACAUGUCUUAAAUUAUGUAGAACAAGAUGGGAAUUUUGAUAGUAUAUUUUUGCAUGUUCAAGUUAACAAUGAAGGAGCGAUUGAUUUCUACAAAAAGUUUGGAUUUGAGAUAGUCGAAACCAGACCGCUUUAUUACAAGAGAAUAGAACCCGCACAUGCUCACGUACUUCAAAAGACAAUUAGGAAUAAAGGACAACCGAAUGGGAGUGUGGAAUGAGAUUUUCAACUUAGCGAAGAAGAGUUGUAUAUGUAAUUUUUUAUGAUUUUCUUUUAACUCAUUUUGGAAUCCAAAAUACAGUGGUCUAUUUAUUUGAUGUUAACCAGUUUAUACAAUAUUUUUUGUUGUGAUCUACAGGAAUAAUGAAUAAAUUGUUUUUUCAUA
This is a messenger RNA of Sitophilus oryzae (rice weevil), 809 nucleotides long. RefSeq names its product probable N-acetyltransferase san (gene san). The coding region runs from base 147 to 644 and encodes 165 amino acids. The record is from RefSeq and is a predicted model, not a curated record. Gene Ontology annotation, cellular component: NatA complex. NCBI's taxonomy places the organism in Eukaryota, Metazoa, Arthropoda, Insecta, Coleoptera, Curculionidae. Gene Ontology annotation, molecular function: acyltransferase activity, transferring groups other than amino-acyl groups. Gene Ontology annotation, biological process: mitotic sister chromatid cohesion. The transcript has 3 exons.